Messenger RNA from Trichoderma atroviride IMI 206040, 2526 nucleotides. RefSeq lists its product as uncharacterized. Gene Ontology annotation, molecular function: mRNA binding. Gene Ontology annotation, biological process: intracellular mRNA localization. The record is from RefSeq and is a predicted model, not a curated record. Lineage: Eukaryota; Fungi; Ascomycota; Sordariomycetes; Hypocreales; Hypocreaceae. Gene Ontology annotation, cellular component: endoplasmic reticulum; ribonucleoprotein complex; nuclear outer membrane-endoplasmic reticulum membrane network.
GUGUGUUGUCUGGUUCGGCUUUAUUUUUUUUCUCCUCCUCUUCUACCUCUUUUCCAGUCGCACCCUUCGCCUUUCAACCCUCGUCCCCCUUUUGCCUCCCUUCUGCUUCUCCAAAGAGAGACUGUGACGGCUUCUUUCUUUCUUUCCUUGCUGCCUCUCACGUAUCGACUCUCUGAAAUUCACAAUGGCUGCCGCUGUCGCUGCUCCCGCCGCCGAGGCCGCUCCUGCGCCGAACACUCGCCCGACUCGACCCGAUGAGAAGAUCUUUAAAGAGGAGCUUGCCAAGGCCGAGAAGGAGCACAAGGCGUCCAUGGACAAGUUUAACGCCAUCAAGGCCAAGAUCGACGUUGCCCUCCCCAACAAGAACAAGGACCAGCCCAGCCCGACCCAGAAGCGCCGCCAGGAACUCAUUGCCCAGGCCAACGAGAUCCGCCAGAAGCAGGCCGGCGGCAAGAAUGCUCGCACCUCCAAGCUGGACCAGAUCAAGCGCUUCGACGAGCAGCUCCGCAGCCGCAUUGCCGAGCAGAAGGCCGCCAAGGCAAAGGUCCCCUUCAAGAGCGUCGAAGACAUCGACCGCCAGAUUGAUAGCCUCGACAAGCAGGUCAACUCCGGCACCAUGAAGCUCGUCGAUGAGAAGAAGGCCCUGACCGAAAUCUCCAACCUGCGCAAGACCCGCAAGAACUUUGGCCAGUUUGACGAGGCUGAGAAGCAGAUCAACGACCUCAAGGCCAAGAUCAAGGAGAUCAAGGACACCAUGGAGGACCCCGAGCAGAAGGCCAUGUCUGAGCAGUACAACAAGAUCCAGGCUGAGCUCGACACCAUCAAGGCCGAGCAGGAUGAGGCAUAUAAGAACCUGUCUUCCCUGCGAGACGAGCGCACCAAGCUGCAGGCCGAGCAGCAGGAGAAGUUUGCCGCCAUCCGCAAGCUCAAGGACGACUACUACGGCCAGAAGAAGGCCUUCCAGGCCUUUGAGCGCGAGGCUCGCGAGAAGCAGCGAGAGCGCCAGCGCGCCGAGCGUGAGCGCUACCUCAAUGAGCGCAAGAAGGCCGAGGCCGAGCGUGUCCUCGCCGAGGCCAGCGAGCCCGCCUACCUGGACGAGAUCCGCCGCGCAAACAGCCUGCUCGUGUUCCUCGAUCCCACCUUCAAGGCCGAGAAGACGCCUCUGCUGGCCAACUCUGGCCUGACCGCCCAGGCCCAGAGAACCGUCGAUGAGUCUGGUCUCAAGGGCGUCAAGCUUGUCCGCAAGGAGGACCGCGACGACGAGUACGCCCCCGCCCAGACCAAGGGCAAGAAGGGCAAGAAGGGCAACCAGGGUGCCGCCGCCCAGAAGGGCUUCAACUGCCCCCCUUCGGUUGUCGAGGACUGCUCAUUCCUCAGCCUCGACCCCCCUAUGAGCGCCGCCGAUGUCCCCGGCCUCAUUGAAAAGGUCAAGGCCAAGCUUGAGCACUGGAAGGAGGACCAGGCCGCUCAGACCCAGCGUAACAUUGAAAAGGCCAAGAAGAAGCUUGAGGAGCUUGAGAAGGCCGAGGCCAACGGCGAAAAGGUCGACGAGGUUACCGACGACCUCAAGGACGCCUCCCUGGAGGACAAGGAGAAGCAGGAGGAGUCAUAAAGGACUUUCUCCUCCCUUGCUUCCCCGAAAGAGAAGACUCUGACUUUUCAAUGAUUCUUUUCCUCUAGCUACAAUCCUCGCUAUCAAGCCGACGAAAUUCGCCCCUCGUUCCACUUUCUACUCUCUCUCGCGCGCGCCAUUUCGUACACAGCUAUAUUAUCUGUUCUCUCUCUUCUCUCACUCCACCAUUCGUCAGCUGCGGGGUUAUAGAAGAGGAAUCGAAUCAUAUUUUUUCUUUUUACAAGUCUACAAGGAACUCAAAAAAAGUAGGAAAGGGGGAAAAAAUUCUGUCUCAAAAUAGGAGGGGUUUUGUUUUUUUUAAAUAAAGGAACAAGCUUUUUUCUUUUCUUCUCUCCUACAUCGCUACAACAAGCGUUCCGCGUGUUGAUCUAUUAGUCUUUUUUUUUUUUAUUGUUUCAGCUUUCUUUUUGUCAUUGGUAUUUCUUAUUUUGUACCUAGGUAUCUCUUAUUUCCUCGUCAAUGGAUGGGGGCACAAAAAGGAGUUUUUAUGCCAAGCACGAAAUAUACAAUCCUCAUGGAAAAUGAUGUAUAAGAAAAAAAAAGGCUGUACCCCCCCUUUUUCUUCUUAAAAAAAAACAUGCUACUGGGUGACACAAAGUAUCUCCUAUCAUGUGAUACUCGCGUUGAUGCUAGCACAAGCUGGUAAAAAGUCCCGAGAUUUGCUCACUUUUUUCGGUGUAUGUGGCUGCUUUGACUGGCUGGGGCGUCCUGCAUGUGAGGCCAUCUAUUACUACUACACAUUCAUGUAUCCAAGGGGGCUGCUGCAGGUAACUUGUUGUAUGUAGGUAUGCGUCGAUGGGAACACACGUACAUGUAGACUAGACUAGAAUAGACUCAACUAGCCGUAACCAAUGCAAUGAUACCAGCAGGUAAUCUAUAUGAUGCGGUUCGCC